GACGCCACAGCUCAGACUGACGACAUUUUGCUUUUCCGUGGGCUGUCCUUCAUUGGCAACAGUUCGCAGCCUUCAGAAGUGCAUUUUUUAUCGUCAAGUGUAUUGCAAACCGGCGUCCAUUGAUCCACCAACAAUACGGUGGGCAUUUUGCUGGAGAUUAUCGCAGCCUCAAAUUUGAAAUGAGUUCACGAGGCAGAGGAUUCAACUCCCGUGGGGGUGGGGGCAACUCAUACAGAGGCCGAGGAGGUGGAGAGUGGAGUGGAAGUGGUGGAAGUGGCAGCCGGGGUGGGUUUUCAUCGUCAAGAGGUGGACGAUUCAAUAAGUACUCGGGAGGGGGCUACGACUCCCGAAGCAAGUACAAUAAUUCCAGUGGUGGAUCUGAUCGUUACGGGAGCAGAGGUGGCCGAGGGGAUCACUCCAACCACUACAAGCGUCCACGUGAUCAACCAUAUUCAGCUAGGGACGACCACAGAUCCUCCAGUGAGACCAGCCGCAAGCGCGCUAGAAACGACUCCUACCAGGGUGAAGGUAGUAGCAGCUCCCAGAGAUAUCCCUCGACAUACGGUGGUUCAGGCUCUUCCUACGACACAAAACGUCCAUCAUCAUCAGCUGUUUACGAAGAUAAAAGGCAGAGCGAUCGUUAUCAUCGUAAUGACGAACGUCAUACAUCAGCAUCAAGGAGUUAUCCAGCACCGCCACCACCUCGUAUCAGUGAAAUGGCACCACCCAAUCAACGUUACAUGAAUUCAAAUCGUGGUAGAGUAUCCCAACAAGCCACUAAUUAUCGUGGUCGUGCAUCAACACGUGCUAGAGGUAAUAAUUUUCGUUCACGUACUGAUUUAUUGGCACGUAAACGUAAUUUGACUGCCAUCGACUAUCGGAGGAAGCUGUUGACAUCACGCUCACGUGACUACAUUCAGCGAGUUCGCAUGACCACCAAAAUGCGAAGGAGCAGCGGUGCGUCUAGGAUAUCCGGGAGUAAAAAGGAGGGAGGGGGUACCAUGAAGGACAAGGAUAGGGAGUUGGCGAAGGCUAUUAAUGCGGAAUUUUCGGAUGAGGAUGAUGAGGAGAAAAAUGCGGAGGAGGAGGUCUGGGAUGAGGAGGAGAAGGUGGAGCCGGAAGAUGAGGAGGAAGAGGAGGAGGAGGAGGAGGAGGAGCCCAAGGAGAAGAAGGUGAAGGAGGGAAAGGUGAAGAAGGAGAAGAGGGGAAAUGCUGGACAGGAAAUGGGGGAGAAGGACGACGAGAAGGAGGAGGAGGCGGAGGUUAAAAUGGAGAAUGAAGAGGACGACGAAGUGGAGGACGACAGCCAAGAGAAGGGCGAAGGAGUGGAGUCGGAUGGCCUCCGAGCCCGUGGAAAGCGUUUCACAAAGCUCCAGUGUCCCCACUGUUCCAAUCGAAGUGCAACAUUCAAAGAAUACUCACUCCACUUGUACUCGGGACGUCACAAUAUCGCCAUGCGACGAAUUGCCGCACGCCACAAGGCGAACAUUGCGAGAAUGCGUGUGGUACAGAGGCAGGAGCAACGCCGUGUCGAGGAGAAGGACGAGGAGCGUGGCACCCUACCAUCACGCACAAUGUUCUGUCAAAUUUGCAAGCUCAAUUAUCGAUCGCUGAAGGCUGUCCAUCAUCUCUCAGAGUCACACAGGCAGAUGAAAAAAUUCUUGACUCCAUUCUGUCGCAUCUGCCGGAUACAAUUUCGAUCGCCGAUGCUUUAUGAGACUCAUGUUGCGUCGUUGGAUCACAUCAAGGCGAUGUUGCGAAAGAACUCUGAUGAUAAGAAGGAGAAUGGUGAGGCUGAGGGUGACUCUAGUGCACCUGAAGAGGACGAUAAGGAAGUCAAUCUUGAUAAUUUCAUGACGCUGGAUUCUGUGGGAGAUGUUGAUGCUGAAGACGGAGAGGAGUCAGGUGAGAAGAAGAAGAAAGACAAGGCUGACGAGACAACGAGCCAGGAAAACGAGCCUAAAAAAGCGAAGACAAAGCAAAUGAUCAAAGUUGGGGCUGAGUACAUUAAACGCGUUGAAGUUCAGUUCUGUGAGCUUUGCAAGGUAUAUUUACCUCGAAAUGAAAAUUCGGAGAGGGCUGUUGCCCUACAUUGCUCAACGAGGAGUCAUCUUAAACGAUACGUUCGUGACAACGACGACAAAGCCCUGCGUCGCCAGGCCGAGCGCAUUCACCUGCAGACAUCAUCGACAGCGAACACCAAGACCCCGGAGGCCCCAGCGCCCCCAGUCCCGUCGAAAGAGGCCCCAACUCCCCAACAGGCACCAGCCAAAGACACUACAACCCCAGCCCCAGCCGAAUCAUCAAACGAGACACCUCAAGCACCUGAACAAAAUCAAUCAACGACUGAACCAGAGUCCACUCAAGAAACUCAACCCAAUGAGGACGAGGAAGACGAUGGCGAUGGUGACAAACUGUGGGACGAUGUUGACAAGGACCUGGGGGACAUCCUCAGGGAGGCAGAGCCGGGAAAAUCCAGUGACGACGAGGACUCGCGUUACGAUCGUUUCAGGAAUACUGACACCAAACAGAACAAGGAGAAUGAGCAGAUGACGACUGACGAGGAAAAUCAGAAGUUAGAUGUGAAGAUCAAGGUGGAAAAGCCCGAAAAAUAAAUCAGGGGCUUGCAUUCUGCUUUUUCCUGGAGUUGAGGGGAUGAAGAAAUUUUUUUUGGGGGGAUUAUCAGGGGAGGGGGGUGAAUGAUGCUGGAAAGAAUUUUGUGAUUAAUUUAUUGGAGGUUUAUCGAAUGAAUUAAUCAUAAAACAUUAAUUACGAAAAAAUCAGAUUUUUUUUUUAAUUCAGUGAAUUAAUAAGAGCCAGAAAAUGAGGGAUAAAUUGGGUUUUUGGUGAAUAUCUUUGAUUCUGUGGGAGAUGGAGUUUUGUAAGUUUUUUUGUGGAGUGAAAUGAAAACUAUGAUUUUUUAAACGAAAAUAAAACACUGGGAGAAACGACGAUUGAGGGAACUUUUUUUUGUUGAGGGUCAAUGAGCCCUGAGGGGGGUGGAGUUGAGUUUGACCCUCAAGACCAUAUGAUCCUCAAUUAAAAUGAAAAAAGUUUCGUGAAUUGCGCUGAAUAGGAUUUCUCCUGGGGUUUUACAGAAGUUGAUGAUAACGUUUCCGUGAAUAUCUCGAAAUCUGAGCGAGAUGGCGAUAUUUUCAUAAAGGCCUUUUUUGUAGGGGCUUUCAAGAGCUACAAAAAAUGUCUCUACGAAAAUGUCGCUAUCUCCUUGGGAUUUCGAGAUGUCAAUGAAAAACUGAUGUAAAAAAAUUGAUUUUUAUCUCGUCACUUCAUUAAUAAAUUUUAAACUGAAUGAAGUUCCCCUUGAUUUGUUAAAUUGAUGAAAAAUUUCUUCAUUCCACUUGAUGAUUAAUUAUCCAGCGAAUUAAUUCGGAUUUUUUCUUAAUUUUGUACACAAAUGUGGAAGCAUUCAAUGUCAAAUCACUAGGAAGGCUACGGUACUCGUUUGGAGUGAAAGAAUUGUUUUGUGGAUUGGAUGGUAAAGAUGUAAUGCAAACACUAAUAGUUCUGAGGGGGAGUGAUGCAGAAGGAUAAAUCGAUGGGAAGGAGAAUUGAGGAAUUCUGUUGGAUCACUUGAUCACUGGAUUCUGUUCUGCUUUCGGAAUCCGAAAGAUACUUUUCACAAUUUCACCGAGGAAUUCAGUUCGAGAUUAGCUCCACUCGAUUUAUUUCUAUUCUCAAUUUUUUUAAUAAUCUGCGAAGGCGAGAAAUUUGGAGAGACAUUGAAUUUUCAUACGAAUGACUUUUUCCGAGAUUCGAGGGGGACUAUUGGAACAGUAAAUGUGCGCAUAAUCAGUUAUGAUGGGCGACGAAGCUCUCUGGAUAUCCGGAGGCAAAUUUUAGAUUGUAUAAUUGAUUGAAUUGAAUUGAAUUGACUAGUGCUUGAUCUGUAGAGAAUUGGAGGACUCGAAGGGACUACAAUAAGUAAGGUAGAAAUUAAAUUCCACGCUUUGAGGAUUGAUGUAACUGAAUAAAAUAUUCACAUGUGAAGGAAAA
Messenger RNA from Diachasma alloeum, 4014 nucleotides. It is a transcript of the gene Ciz1, whose product is annotated as golgin subfamily A member 6-like protein 22. Gene Ontology annotation, cellular component: nucleus. The record is from RefSeq and is a predicted model, not a curated record. Bases 180 to 2615 code for a protein of 811 amino acids. Lineage: Eukaryota; Metazoa; Arthropoda; Insecta; Hymenoptera; Braconidae. The transcript is spliced from 10 exons.